Heterobasidion irregulare TC 32-1 is the source of this 153-nucleotide messenger RNA. RefSeq lists its product as uncharacterized. The transcript has a single exon. Gene Ontology annotation, molecular function: RNA polymerase II cis-regulatory region sequence-specific DNA binding; DNA-binding transcription factor activity, RNA polymerase II-specific. Gene Ontology annotation, cellular component: PcG protein complex; transcription regulator complex. The annotation marks the transcript as partial. Gene Ontology annotation, biological process: regulation of transcription by RNA polymerase II. NCBI's taxonomy places the organism in Eukaryota, Fungi, Basidiomycota, Agaricomycetes, Russulales, Bondarzewiaceae. The record is from RefSeq and is a predicted model, not a curated record.
AAAAAGAAACACGUAUGUGCAACUUGUCACAAGGCUUUCACGACCAGCGGACACUUGUCUAGACACGCCCGCGUCCAUACCGGAGAGCGUAACCACAAGUGCCCUUUCCCUGGAUGCGAGACACGAUGCUCUAGACAGGACAACCUCCAGCAG